Cariama cristata (Red-legged seriema) is the source of this 1013-nucleotide messenger RNA. RefSeq names its product tumor protein p53 inducible protein 3 (gene TP53I3). The record is from RefSeq and is a predicted model, not a curated record. Gene Ontology annotation, molecular function: quinone binding; NADPH binding; quinone reductase (NADPH) activity. Lineage: Eukaryota; Metazoa; Chordata; Aves; Cariamiformes; Cariamidae.
AGAAAAUGUUGGCAGUCUAUUUUGAUUGCCCAGGAGGCCCAGAAAAUCUCUAUGUGAAAGAAGUGAUGAAACCAUAUCCAGGAGAAGGAGAAGUUCUUGUGAAGGUCUCUGCCAGUGCUCUGAAUAGGGCUGAUUUACUCCAGAGGAGAGGGAAGUACCCUCCCCCCAAAGGAGCAAGUGAUAUUUUAGGCUUAGAAGCAGCUGGGAGCGUGGCUGGGCUCGGACCUGGCUGCAAGGGCCAGUGGAAGAUUGGUGAUGCAGUGAUGGCUCUGCUCUCCGGAGGUGGCCAGGCAGAAUACGUUACAGUACCCGAAGGCUACCUGAUGCCAAUUCCCAACGAUAUGACUUUCAUUCAGGCUGCAGCCAUUCCUGAAGCCUGGUUAACAGCCUUUCAGCUGCUGCAUUUUGUAGGUAAAAUACAGAAGGGUGAGAGAGUGCUGAUCCAUGCUGGAGCCAGUGGAGUUGGUAUGGCAGCCAUUCAGCUGGUAAGACUGGCAAAAGCAAUUCCCAUUGUGACAGCAGGAACUGAAGAGAAACUGAAAGCAACAGCAAAUGCUGGAGCAGCUGCGGGGUUCAACUACAAGAAUGAAGAUUUUAGUGAAAAGGUCUUGGCGUUCACCCAAGGUUCUGGAGUAGAUGUUAUUUUAGAUUGUGUUGGUGGCUCAUACUGGGAGAAGAAUCUCAACUGUCUGAGUACUGAUGGCCGGUGGAUUAUUUAUGGACUACUGAGUGGAGGUGAAGUACACGGAGAUUUGCUUGCAAGGCUGCUUUCCAAAAGAGCGAGCAUCCAUACAAGUCUAUUACGAUCACGAGACAAGGAGUAUAAGGAACAGCUGGUGAAAACCUUCACAGAAAAUGUGGUCCUGCCGUAUUUUUCCGGAGGAACCUCCCCUCAUCUCCAACCAUUUGUUGACAGCGUUUACCCUCUGCACGAGAUUGCAGAGGCACACAGGAUCAUGGAAGAAAACAAGAACAUUGGCAAAAUUGUCAUCGAAAUGCCUGCUUCAUCUUAA